Molecule: messenger RNA, 9262 nt
Organism: Solenopsis invicta (red fire ant)
Lineage: Eukaryota; Metazoa; Arthropoda; Insecta; Hymenoptera; Formicidae
Gene: ec
Exons: 9
Coding region: 2444-8161 (1905 amino acids)
Biological process (GO): protein deubiquitination
Molecular function (GO): cysteine-type deubiquitinase activity
Source: RefSeq, a predicted model, not a curated record
AAGAGAUUUUAAUAGAGUAUGAUUAUUAUAUUAAUGUGUCAUUUUUGGCAUUUUUAAGUUUUCUUCAACAGCGCAUAUACCUUUAGACGUGGUUAAUCACCCCUGAUCUAGAUCUUUUGAGAUAAAAAGUUACAUGGUUUUUUUUAUCUUCGAUACUUUAUUAUUAAGUAGAAAGGCCUCUUGGUUGUUUUGACCUGAAUUUUCCAGACAACGCAAUGUCCAAAAUGAGGACGUAAAAUGAUUAAAGAUGUUUUCAAACACUAUUUCAGAAAUGUCUAAAAGAUGUUUUAAUGAUGUCCUUAUGAUGUUUUAAUGAUGUCUCAAGUCGUUUUAUGUUCCGAUUUUGAACAUACGUACGGUCUAGAUUUGUUUUUCAUCGAAAGAACACUUACGUCUUUAGUUCGCGAAGCUAAGCCAUGCGAAUAGCGGAACAGCUUCGCGUUCAGCUCAGUCAUAGCCAAGAAAUUAGUGCAUUCUACAAUACGACAUACAAUAUGAUUUACAAGGUAGAAAUUAAAAAUACUAUGCUACGUUGUAUAAAAAAAUAAAUUCACCCUGAAUUUUCUCCAAUGACAACUAAAAAGAAAUCGAUAUUUUUCGCAAAAGAAACGAUUAGAUAAUUUUAUCUUCUUUUGAAAAAUGGAUUAUCCCAAUCUUCAAAGAGAUACGGUCCUGGUUGGGCUGCUGUGGUGGUUCAGGUAGGUAGGUGAACGUAGGACAGCUAAACGGGUGACGUCAUUGACUUCUUGGGUCUAUCGAAAGGUGGGAUGGAGCGAGAAAGGGGAUACUGUAUGGCCCCUUAGAAAGAAGAAGAAAACGAAGAGAACGAGAGGAGAGGGUGGGGGAUAUUCGCCAGCACACCGUGAGUCGCUGGCUUCAGGUACGGGUGCACGACGCCGCGUGCAGGUAGUUCCGUGCUCCUUCUCCUUUCUCCGUGCGAACGUGCUGUUUAAACUGUGAAACUGCUGAAGCUGUGCGAAGGAAAACGUUUUCAGUCUUGUGUGUGUUUCUUGAUGCUUCAAAACUGGAGUUUAAAGUGUUCGCAAGGAAAAAAUAUGCGGGAUUGUCUACUUCCGUGAUGGUGUUGUAAUAUUCUUUUACAGGAAGAUCAAUAAGUGUUGUAUGUGUGGUUAGGCAAUAAUGGUGGAUAGCCUGUGUUAGAAUCUUGGACAUCGAGAUACGAAGAUAUGGAACAGCGAUAGUUGCGAAAGGAAGUUGUUCCGCGUCUUUUUGAGAAGCUAACGCGGCAGAAGGAGAGGAGCACGUGGUACAUGGAGGUGGAACAAAGUGGUCCACGCCAACAUUCGACUCAAAUAUUAACAUCCAAUGGAGCAACUUCGUCAUCAUUUCGAGAAAAUGUAAAUUUAUGCAAAAUUAUUCUGCACUUGGUCUAAAAAAUAUGCAGUCUAAAGAAAUUCUCAUAUAAUAUUCACAAAUUAUUCAUUUUGAAGAUCUACCAAGAAGACUUUUUACCGCACGUUCUUUUAUAUCCUUGCAGCUAAUCUUCUCAAGCGAUUGUUGUUGCGAAUUGGGAUAAGUUUUUAAAGAAUAUUCUUCAGGAUCCACCGAAGACUCGCUACUCGGAGUCGAGAUGAUAUUGGAACCGCGAGUUUAUCACAAUAACGCGAAGUUUGCGAAUGGAAAGGAUAACUUCGUCAAUUAAACGAGUUUACGUUUUUAAUCGAUCCUACGAUUCAUCUGGCAACGGGUUCUGCCGGCAUAUCCGGUAUAUGCAAUUGCUGGAUACGAUUCUUCCUUCGUUCUUUAUGAAGAAACAUCUGCCUCUCUGAUUCUCGCCUGCUGCUUGCUCAUCGUCAACCUUCGCAUCUCCUUUUUUUUAUAUUCUUAAACAUUCUCUUAUCUGAUGCAUCGUGAUUGCAGCGUUAUUUAAAGUUAUAUCAUAAAGUAACGUUUGCAGCAUUUAUCGCAUUGCGAUAUCAUACAGCAAUCUCGAAAAUGAAAGAGCAAGAACAUUUUGAAGAUACGAGAAGGAUCGUAAAAAACGGUCGACACUAAUUUUUAUCUUUAAUGAAACUCAGCACGAGGGCUCAAACGGAAGAGAUAGCGGUAUACGUUAUCGCCUAAAAAGCAAGAAGAUCGACAAAGGGAAAAUAUAGCGUUAAGUUACAGGGCAAAUAUACCAAAUGAUAUUAUCAAGCGAGCAAGUAAAGUGUCGCGUGUAGACAUUGCAAACAACGCUGUCGCACUGAGAAUCCGUCAUGAGGAGUUUUUUACCCAGUUCGCAUUUGUCUUUAUUCGGCUUGGAAGAUAUACCAUUUUGCACUUGCGAUAUUUUUUAUUUCCAUUUCGGAGCGCAUCGACGUUCGAAGGAAUUAAUAAAUCCAUUAUGCAGUACAAAUUUGAAAGUAUGAAGAUGAAUCAUAGUGUGCAAUAAAAACAAUGAAAUUUACAUAAUUGACUUGAGUGUACGGAAGAUGUAAAAAUGUUAAAGUGGAUAAAGGUUCGUCAGAAUGGGUCGGCGACGAUAUCCGUGCCAACGACAUCCCCGCCGUCACCCAAGUCUCAUCAGGAAAUUAAGAGCGAUGAGACAAGAGUUAAGAUGGAAGAUAAAAUCAAAGAAGAAGGAGAAGACAGUGGUAUGGAGAAAGAAGACUCCGUCUGCAAUAUCGAGCUGAACGAUUUGAAAAAAGACCUGUUCUCGCAGCUGCAGUUUUCGCAAGAGAGUGCUCUGCCGCCCGACACAUUACGCCGUGCGUUGGCCGAGAGCUUUCUCGAUCAGCAGAGGUUUCAGCUUGGUUUUAUGGACGACGCGGCAGAAUGUUUCGAAAACAUUCUCUUACGUAUACAUCUUCACAUCGCAAGUGGCGAGGCUGAAGAUAUGUGCAGCGCAAGGCAUUGUGUGCCGCAUCAGAAAUUUGCCAUGACGCUUGUCGAGCAAAGCGUUUGUGGGGCUUGCGGUGCAACGUCGGAGCCAUUGCCUUUUACUCAGAUGGUUCAUUACGUGUCUGCCUCAGCCUUGACAUCUCAAGCUCAUCAAACGCCAUUAAAUUCUAGAAAUAAUCCGGAUCUCUUCGGACAACUUCUCCGAAGAGCUGGCGGAAUGGGUGACAUCCGUGACUGUCCGAGUUCUUGCGGUGCGAAAAUUCAAAUAUGUCGAACCUUGAUGAAUCGGCCGGAAAUAGUUUCCGUUGGCGUCGUCUGGGAUAGCGAACGACCAUCAUUGGAGCAUAUCAUGGAUGUUUUUGCGACCGUGGGCACGUCCCUUCGGCUUAGUGACGUCUUCCACAGCGUGAUAGAUUCUCGAUGGGGUGCCAAUACCGUGCAUAAUCUUGUAGGAGUGGUUACCUAUUACGGAAAACAUUAUUCUACGUUCUUCUUCCACACGAAGUUGAAGGUGUGGAUCUACUUCGACGAUGCCACUGUCAAGGAAAUUGGACCGCGGUGGGAUCAAGUCGUGGAAAAGUGUAGAAGAGGUCGUUAUCAGCCUUUGCUACUCCUAUACGCGACGCCUGCCGGUACACCUGUUAAUACUGAGAACGCUCCAAAGACUAUUAUUCCUUUUCCGAAUAACAAUGGCCUAAAGACACCCCCAAAGAACAGCGUGCGCCGUUCAAUUACGCCUAGUCCUGAAAAGCCAUCCAUCAAUAGCACUGCCAGACGUGCCAUCACACCUAAUCCUGACAGUCCACCGCACCACUACACUCAACGAAGCGUUUAUAGUGAUUACCAGAAUCUCACCGACAUCCAAAAUAAUAUAUUUGGCAAUCAGGGCGUAGACGCAGUUGAUGGUGACAUAGAAUCGAAGUAUAUUAGCCGUCGCGCUGUGGAAAAUGUAAUGCAACAACAGAAAAAACAGCAGAUGCAGUUGACACGUAGCUUAAGCGUCGGAUCGGCGCCUCAAGAUGGUAUCAGUAUCCCUGACCAUAUGAAUGUGCCUCGAAGACGGGAUUCUGGUAACUGGUCCGGUGAUCGAAACAGCGCGUCGUCGAGUUCGUCGACUACGAUGGACAAUACGUACUUGUAUAUUGUUAAUAAAAUGCAAAGAAACUCGGGUGUACCUAAAAGCCCUAUCAGCAAAUCUGGGGAACUCUCGAGCAGCAGCAGCGGUCAUUACGACGCUGGUUACGAUUCCUAUUCUUUGUCCUCCACCGAUAGUCUUCCACUUCAGCAAGGUUUAAAACACAAUUUGCAGCUUGCUCAAAUACCUGAAGGUUAUCAACCUUCUUCCGGCGAUGAUUGCGAACGGUUAUGCAAAGAAACGGAUGCUUUGCUGGAUAAAUCUCGUGCCGCCGAAGAUGCUGGCGAUCUUAACACGGCCGUUGCAUUGUGCAAUGCCGCCAGCAAUAAAGCUAGAGCAGCGAUGGACGCUCCGUACAAUAAUCCUCACACAAUCACGAUAGCAAGAAUGAAACACAAUACUUGCGUCAUGAGAACAAGGAGUUUGCAUAGGCGAAUGCUGCAAGAACAAGUUGCCGUUAACGGUGACAAAGAAGAUGGAGCACUCGAAGGAAGACACUCGCGAGAGAAUAGUAAAUCGAGCCAACACUCGAGACAAAGUUCGCGAGAUAAAGGUAAUCAUUCCCGACAAAAUAGUCGGGAGCUUCUCGUAAAUGCACCAACAACAGUGGUAGAUAAACCUAGCACGAAGAGUAUCGAGAUUUACGCUACUUUACCGAAGAAGAAGACUUUACGUAGCAAAGCGACAGCGGUGAACGUCAUUGAGGAUGAGGAAUACAUGUUAUAUGAUCGUCCAACACAAAGGACAGGCUUGUUUAGCCGUACGAAACGUUGUGAAGACGAUAAGAAAGAUAAGAAACGCGCGAGAAGUGAGGAGAGGAACAAGAACGUAUCAAAGGAUUUUUCGGUAGCACCAUCCAGAUUAUCACCAUCCCCAAAAGGAGUAAAGAUUGAGAAGCCGAAGGAAGUCGAGACUAACGCAACUGUCGUCAGAAAUACACAGCUAAACAAUGCAGCUGCGAUUGAACAGAAGCAAGGUAAGAAGCAACACAAGAUACGCAGAAAAUUGCUUAUGGGUGGAUUGAUCAAAAGGAAGAAUAGAAGUAUGCCAGAUUUACGAGAAGGGCAGGAUGGCCAGACGAAUGUGAAUGUGGAAGGAUCAUCCGUCUUACCGAAACAGUCAGUAGACGACUCGAGCGUUGGUCUAAAAGGUAGUGACGUAAGUCAAUCACUGAGCGGUUAUUUGUCAGAGGGACACUUGGAAUUUGCUGGAAACAACGGACCUGGAAAUACUAGUAAUCCAAAUCUCGAGAGAAGUCGUUUGAUGAGGAAGAGCUUCCACGGCAGCGCCGGUAAAGUAUUACACGUGGCGAAAGUGCCUCCGCCCCCUCCGCUCAGAACCACUUCUCAACUUAGCAAGUCUAAGUGUUCGGGCGAAGUGCACAAUGAGCAGCAAUCCGACAAAGCUGCAUAUCCUUUGCCGGACAAUCGGUGCGUGCCUAACUUGUCGCAGGAUCAAAACAAUGCUUAUUGGAAUCAUAUGAAUUCGAGCAAUUCACCUAAUGUAACAAACAGGACUUCGGAUUAUGUUGAUUAUUCGCACUCGGAAUCGCAUUCGCUUCCAUUUUUGCCGUCUUAUAAUGAACAGAAUACUAAUAUUUCUGGAGCGUGUCAAACGAACUAUAAUAAUAAGCCUAGGAUUCAGGAUGACGUCGUACAAUAUGCUAAUGGCAUACUGUAUGAGCCGACCUUCGUUGUCACUCGCGCGGACGUGCACAAUGAGCAGAGUCCUCCCAAACAACAAUUUCAACCGGAUUCUUUACCACCUUAUCCCGAGAACGGCAACAUUUCUCAUUCGCGACAACCAAGCGAGGACUUUCCACCACCACCGUAUCCGUCAAUCCAUUCGGUGUCGCAUUCGAGACAAACCAGUGAGGAUUUCCCUCCACCGCCAUCACCAAUCGAUGAGCCGAUUCAACUUCAAGAGACUCAACAGAUUCAAGUUUCCGUUCAACCGCAGCAACGCGCGCAGCAAUUAGAAGUGCAGCAGAUUGGCAGUCUGUUAACGCAGUUGCAAAACAAAAGAGAGCAGAUUUUAACCGACGAUUUAAAUAAAGAGAAGCGAACACAGGAGUACGAGGAUGAAGAAAAGUCUUCGAGUGAAACGUGGUUGAGGGAAUUACAAGCUAAACAAGCAGAAAGAAAAAUGAAGAGACAAGGACCUUUAAAUCAAGAUAUUCCAAAAGUUAAUCCUUCGAGACCGACGAUUCCAGGACCGACUAUCGCUAGGAGAACCAGCGAUUUAAUGAUGAAUAAUCUCGGACAGAGUUACGACCAAGGUCGUGACGUUACGGACUGUCCGAGAGUCGCUUCUUCAGUAAAAGACAUGGCCGCUAGAUUUGAACAAAUCAAAAUGCAACCUGUUCCGAAGUCAGACGUAGAUGUAAAACCUCAAAUUAAACAGAGUGUAAAUUGCCCGAUACUAAUAUCGGACAUGCCUCAGGAAACAUCAUCGAUGGAGUGUUCGAAAUCGGCUAAAUUAUCUAUUGAGAAUACUGCAGUCUUCACGAAGACAGAAACUUCAAAUUCUCAAACCGUUUUAAACUCUAGUUUUGACUCGAGUUCCAGCCAAAAUAGUUUUAUCUCCAUGGUGCCGUCAAACGAAUCUGUUCAACAGAGCGAAUUAAAUGCGGCGAUGUUAUCCAUGUCCUUGACACUCCCGCAUGAGAAUGGUUUGCCUAUUGAUUGUCCGGAAGACGACAUCAGCGAAGUGGCGAUGCAGAACACUAUACAAAACACAACAAUACUGCCAAGCGAGGAGGAUAUUGCGCCACGCAAGGUGAAACGGCGAAUUGGGAAAAAGAAAAGCGUAUCAUUUUGCGAUCAAGUGGUACUCGUUGCAACAGCGGAGGAUGACGAAAAGGAUUCGUAUAUACCCAAUCCUAUUUUGGAGAGAGUCUUGCGCUCUGCGAUGAAUAAACCAGAAACUGCUCAAGUACUGCGAGAAAUCAGAAGUCUUCAGGAGGCAGAGACGAUUCGUGAAAGCACUGCUGCAAAAUUCCAACAACAGACCCUUCCUUUAAAGAGCGAAGCCGACAGCAUGCCAGCGACACCUUUCCAAGAUCAACUGAGGAGCGUUAAUCCGACACCAGACACCAUUAAACCACCGUUUGGACGACAGAAUUCAAACGAUUCGAUCGGAUCAUUAACGGAUAAGAAGUCUCCCGGGUCUUGCGGAAAUGAAGGCAAAGACGUAGUUGAUCGUAAAGAGACCUAUGCUGGCGUUCCCAUGAACACUUCGAAACCGACGUCUUAUUCACCGCAGCUGCAACAGCAAAUUAGAUACAGUCAGAAUGGAUACACGCAGUAUAUGCAAUCGGUAUAUCCGCAGACACAAGCGCCCCAUCCAAGAAAUCAGAUUAUUCCUUUAUCGCAAACUCAAAAGCCAGCUAGCCCUUACCCGACGCAAAUGAAUGGACAGUAUAUUCAAAAUGGAAUGCAACAGACGAAAAUAUUACCUCAGAAAAACGGCUAUGGAACAUAUUAUCAGCAACAAUUGCAUAAUCAAUUGGAGCAGCAGCAUAAUCAAAUGAACAAGCAAGUGACUGUUCAACCGCAGCAGAAUACUCUGAAUCAAAGAAUACCGUCUCACAAUGCUAGCCCGAUAACUGUUCAGCAUUCGCAGCAGCAAUUUUAUCCGCCUAAUCAAUCGCCGAGUCCAUAUCAAAGUCAAUACUCUCAAAGUUCCUAUCAGGGUCAUCCCUAUCAAACGGUUCUUCCGCAAAAUAGAGCGAGCCAACCGCAAUAUCAGCCACCACCCAACCCACUUGUGUCCUAUCAGCAACAACAGCAACAAAAUGUCCAGAACUAUCAGCAGAGACAUGACAACUACCAGCGCCAACUAUCAUCUCAGAAGAUAGAGCAACAAGGUUCUAUGAUGCCUAAUCAGACGUAUCCUAAGACUUUGCAGAAUGGUCAGAUACAACCGAAUGUCAAGUAUCCGCCUUAUCAGCAUCCACCGCUUUCCAAACAGAUGCACUUUGCGAUGUCCACCGCGAAAGUCGUUCCGAUGGUCACGCAACAACCUCCUUUGCAAACGCCAACAGGCAUUGCAACUACCGUGAGAGCACUCGUAACACCCUGUAAUCUUUGCCGAAAGAGAAAUGUGCUUGAGCCAGCUUUAUAUUGCACGGAUUGCGAUUUUUACAUGUCGCGUUUUCGGCCGACUAACAAAACUACAUGAGUUGUUCCAUGUAGUUUUGUUAAAUGUUGUCUCUUUGACGAAGAAAUAGUAUCGUACUCUUCGCGUGAUGAAUUACUUAUCGUGUCAAUAAGUACCAAUUUAUUGAUGAUGUAUUUCACGAAAGUCUGAAAUAUUUGUAUUUUCUAUAGACGCAUUGUGUUACAAUUUAAAUGAUCUGCGAUGUAUACAGUCGCAAGAACAAUACUCACUUCUUGCAUGCAAUUCAAUGAAUUUUUACAUAGCCACGUAAAGUUAAAUGUAAAAUUAAAUAUAUAGUCAAUAACUUUUAAUUGACAUUUAAUGAAGUACCGAAAUAUAAAUAUUAUUUGUAUUAUUUUGUAUAAAUAUUAAAUAACUUUUGAUUGGAGACCCUUAUUGUGCAGCUAUUAGUUAUCUUCGUGUACAACUUUAUUGAUAGAGUCUUACUUUCCAUAAUUUGUUAUUUGUAGAAAAAUUGUACUUAAUUUUAUUUUUUAGACAUAAUUCGAUGUGCUUAAUAAAUUAGGUUAUUAUUGUAACAGGCGCAGACUCUAACAUAACGUUAUCAAUCAUCCGCUAUAAAUAUAUUUGUAUUUGAUAAAAUAGGUCACCGAUGUAUUUAAAUUGCGACGUUAUUCAUAUCUAUAGUACAUAUUUUUAUUUGUACAUAGAUAAAUGUGAUCACGCUUCUCUCAUAAAAUCAGCACAACCAAUAAUUCAUUUCGUAAGUUAUAAUUGAGCGAACCACAUUUUCCGUUUCUAUGUAAUUGCAUAUUCUAUUUUAUUGUGGAAAUAAGAAGUUGAGAAUUGUGAUACUAGCCAUGCUAUACAUAGAAUUUAUCUUGUUAGGAUAGAAACUAUUACAAAUUAUGAAAGAAGAAUGAAGUAAGUGAACAGGUGAACUUGAUCUCUGAGAAUGCGUGGAGUUUAUUUUAUGUUAACAGUUUUUAAAAUUAUGUUAUGUGUAUUAGAACACAUCGCGUUACAUUGUACUACUUUACUUACUUUUAAACGCUAAAUCAAUGUACAAAUGUUCGAUUUUAUACUUUUUGUAUGAGUAUUUUGUUUUAAAAAUACUUUACUUCUACUGAUAUAAUAAAGUCCCCUUGCGAUAUUAUCUAA